Molecule: messenger RNA, 1674 nt
Organism: Cokeromyces recurvatus
Lineage: Eukaryota; Fungi; Mucoromycota; Mucoromycetes; Mucorales; Mucoraceae
Product: 6-phosphofructo-2-kinase-domain-containing protein
Exons: 7
Coding region: 138-1487 (449 amino acids)
Biological process (GO): fructose 2,6-bisphosphate metabolic process; fructose metabolic process
Cellular component (GO): cytosol
Molecular function (GO): fructose-2,6-bisphosphate 2-phosphatase activity; 6-phosphofructo-2-kinase activity; ATP binding
Source: RefSeq, a predicted model, not a curated record
CUUCUUCUCAUCUACUAGUUUCUUAACAUUAUACAGAAAUGAGUAAUACAACCACAAAUUUACGUUUAGCAUGUGUGGUAAAUUAAAUAAUUAAGAAAUCUAUACCAGUUAAAUAAAUACAUGCCUAUAUAUUAUAGAUGGUUGGCUUACCUGCACGUGGAAAGACAUAUAUCUCUUAUAAAGUGAGUCGUUAUUUGACUUGGUUAGGAAUUAAAACACACAUAUUUUCUGUGGGUAAUUACCGUCGUAAAAUUGCAGGACUAAAUUUACCACAUACCUUUUUUGAUACCAACAAUAUGGAAGCAAUGAAAAUACGUCAUGAAGCAGCUAUGAUGGCUUUGAAUGAUAUGAUUCAAUGGUUUUUUAAAGAAGAAGGUACAUUAGUAGGUAUCUUGGAUGCAACCAAUUCGAGUAAAAAAGCAAGGGCUUGGAUAAAUCAAGAACUUACAUGUCGUGGUAUUCAAGUUUUAUUCAUUGAAUCUAUUUGUGACAAUGAAAAAGUAAUCAUGUCAAAUAUUAAGGAUGUCAAAUUAUCUUCACCUGAUUAUUGUAAUCGUGAUCCAAAGGCAGCUACAGAAGAUUUUAUGAAACGUAUUAGUCAUUAUGAAGCUACUUAUGAAACAAUAACUGAACAAGAUUUAAGUUAUAUCAAGUUAAUCAAUGUUGGAAGUCAAUAUAUAAUUAAUAUGAUUCGUAGUUAUUUAGAAAGUAGAAUUGUCUAUUAUCUUAUGAAUUUACAUACACGACCCAAAAGGAUAUGGUUUAGUAGACAUGGUGAAUCACUUUUUAAUUUAGAAGAUAAAAUUGGUGGUGAUUCAGGGUUAUCUCCAAGAGGAGAACAAUAUGCAUUAAAAUUACCAGAAUUAGUGAAACAAAAUAUAGGUGAUAGGCCUCUUACUGUUUGGACUUCUUCUAUGACUCGUACUAUUCAAACUGCAAGACAUUUACCAUUCCCUAAAAAGCAAUGGAAAGCAUUAGAUGAAUUAGAUACAGGUGUAUGUGAUGGUAUGACAUAUGAUGAAAUAGCUGCAAAAUAUCCUGAUGAUUUCUCUAGGAGAGAUGAAGAUAAAUUUAAUUAUCGUUAUCGUGGUGGAGAGAGCUACAGAGAUUUAGUGCUGAGACUGGAACCUGUUAUUAUGGAUUUAGAAAGACAUGAAAAUAUUUUAAUUAUAUCACAUCAAGCUACUAUUCGUUGUAUGUAUGCUUAUUUUAUGGGAUUAAGUCAUGAAGAGUUACCCUAUGCUCGUAUUCCAUUACAUACAAUCAUUGAAUUAAAACCAAAGGCAUUUUCUUGUGAAGAAAAAUUAUAUAAAGUGGAUGUAGGAGCAGUGGAUACUUUUAGACCAAAAGGUCAGAAAUCACGUAGAUUAACAAAUGAUACAUUUGUGGAUUCAUCUAUUCCCUUAGCAGAGGGUGCCAGUGGUGAGAUUGCAGAUGCAAAUACGUCUAUUUUACCGAUUACACCUAUCAGUGUAACUCCUUGUUAAACCAUUAUUCUUAUUGUAUUUAAUCUAAUCCUAUUCCCCUCUUCUUCUUCCCUAUGAUCGUGUUUAUUUUGUGAUAAAUGAUUAUCUAUUUUAAUCGUAUUAUUGAUAUUAAAUGUAUGCUUUAUAAUUUUAGAUAAAUUAAAAAAGAAAUAAAUUCUAUAAUAAAUCAACAAUGUCUAUUCCUUGC